UUCACUUCGUUCAAAGUAAACGUGAGUGUGGGAGCAAACAUGCUUGCAGCCUCGGAAAUCCCUUCCCACUAUGGGCGUCGACAAGAAUCUUCACUUUCGCGUUUGCUGUCAGGCAAGCUGGAUGCACCGUUGGAGGAACAAUUGGAGACUCUUAAAAGCAAUGUAUUCUUGACUAUCAUCAGCUACUAUAAAGAUUUUGUAAACUCCUAUCAAUACCGCUUCGACUUGAGAGAUGAAAUCGCCGCUCUUGCAGAACAGAUAGAGGCAUCACCUAAGGGAACGACGGCGGUCGCCAAUCGAGAAAGGGACUUGAAGUUGAAAACUGUCAGUCUUCUUGAAGCGAUAACAAAGCUGCAUGUCGAAUUGCAAGGUUUUGAUCAAUUGGUGGAGACAGGAGAAAUGAUUACCGCCGCUGAUUCAGUGAUGGAAAUGGGAUUCUUGAUCGAACGACUUGUUAGCCUGAAAGACGACGCUGAUUGUCCACUGGAGGUACUCAACGCCUUGAAGAAAGAAGUCACUUCAAAGCGCGCUCACUUGCAGCAAAGACUCGAGGAGCUAUUUUCCGCAGCUUACGUAUUCAUAUCACACAAUGACUACUCAGAGCUGAAAGUAACUUCACGUCUUCUCGCCACCAUCGCCAGGACCUAUUUUGAUAGUCCCAUCAAUCAUGAAGACGUUAAGUUGGCAAUGGUGAAAAUGAACUCAUUGGAAGGCGCCAUGAGGCGUUUAUCUCGGCGGAUCACCGCGACUUUGGCCAUGCCAAUCAUGAGGGAUCCGAGCCUGGAGCUUACAUUAAAUAGGACAAAGAUCGCGUCGACAAUUCGAUAUGGGCCUUCUUCUGGAGUAGUAAAGACAGAAGCAAGACAGACCGAAGAAUACCUACCAAUGGUAUUUGACAAGCUCUUGAAGCUCGCGCAACUCUUGAAGGAAACCGUGUUCAGCGGCAGCAGCUCGGAUGGCGCUUGUGAUCCUAUCCAGAUCUUCGCGGAUAGCUGGUCGCCAGAGCUUGCGUCCAAGGUUCUUAGUGAGUGCCUCAUGCCGUCCAUCCCUGAAGAUCCAGAUGCACUGGGCAAAUAUCAUGAGCUUGUCAUCGAGAUACGAGGGUUUGAUGAAAACAUGAAAAAACUUGGUAUGUUUCGAAAAGAUCAGAACGAUCUACUGGAUUUCACCGUGCGAGUCAACCAGCAUUAUGCCCAGAAGAGGCGAGCAGACUUGCUGAUGCUAGUUCGCGAUAUCUUACAAAGCGACGACCAGAAUACAGUCGAGGUUCCUGGAGAAUUGGAACGAGGUGAUAUAUUUACCGUCACCAGUGAGACUAAAGCGGGAAAGGAAAUGGACGAGACUAAGGCUGCUGCUAAAAUUGGCGGUAAAGACGGCCUAGAAAUGGCAGAAGCGAGAUUCAAGUUGCCAACAUGUCACGUAAGCAAGCAAGCGCAGGCAUUGGUUGAGCUGGCUCACCAAACCCUUGAGAGUGUUGCGACUGCCGAUGACAGCAGCAAAAUCGAAGCCUUUUACUGUGCCCGAGAUAUUUUUGACUGCUACCGCGCGGUCAUACCGGUCCAUCAUGCUGAUUCACUGGAGAAUAUCCCCGGACGAACAAUGCUGUUCUAUAAUGAUUGCGAGUAUAUAUGCUUUCAUCUUCUCGCGAUGGGGUACAAGUAUAGCACACUUCUUCCGUAUCCCUUGAAACAAAUGGGAACGUUUCUGGACAUGGUGCCAAGUUAUCGCAAGUUGGGCGAAGGUUAUUUUAGAAACCAAUUGCGCAAACAGCGAGACGACCUCUUGGCUCGAUUGGCCGAAGCGGGUGGCUUUGGGAGUCUUUCGGACGAUAUGCGCUGCGAGCAGGUUGAGAAGGCGAUCAAAGCAGCGCUUUAUCAUUUGAAUGGACUAGUAAAAGCAUGGAAGCCGAUUAUGCCACUUGAGAUAUAUCUGAAGUCUAUGGGCAUUCUGGUGGACGUCAUAAUAUCGGCGAUAUUGAAUGAUGUCGCGGAACGUUCGACCUGGACGAAGCAGGAAGGGCACCAACUGCGGUAUCUUAUGUCACUGAUAGACAAGACCGAAGCCCACUUUCAUCGUGUAUCCGGAGUUGGUAAAAACAAAGAGAUAGAGAGAGCACCCAUUCCGAAAUAUUCAAAUCUAUGGGAAGUUUAUCGCGAUAUCACAGAUAUGUUGGAAGCUGCUUCACCCGAAGCUGUGUUAGAACGGAUACGAAAUACACUUGAGACGGUGGGCGGAAAGGACAACAAUCAGGGACGUUUGCGAUAACUGCAAGCUCGCUCCGCGUGACAAUACAAUAUAUUAAUUCACUUGCAACUCGGC
This is a messenger RNA of Spizellomyces punctatus DAOM BR117, 2319 nucleotides long. RefSeq lists its product as uncharacterized. The transcript is spliced from 15 exons. Gene Ontology annotation, biological process: mitotic spindle assembly checkpoint signaling; endoplasmic reticulum to Golgi vesicle-mediated transport. The coding region runs from base 40 to 2265 and encodes 741 amino acids. Gene Ontology annotation, cellular component: RZZ complex. The record is from RefSeq and is a predicted model, not a curated record. NCBI's taxonomy places the organism in Eukaryota, Fungi, Chytridiomycota, Chytridiomycetes, Spizellomycetales, Spizellomycetaceae.